ACAAUCACUUACUUGGUUUUUCAGCCCCCAACCACAAUAGAGCCUUUGAAUUUACUCAUGAUAUACUUUUGGAUCCUUAUAUUGGAAUUGUACAUAUCUAGCCAAAUUUCAACUAACUAAAGCAAUUUAAUUUGUUUGAGUAGUUGGAAAUUGUGUCUGUUACAUGUACAUAUUUAACAUGUCCAACUAUGGUGGAGAAUUAUAAUCCUUGUUAAAUUAGUUGGACUUGAGGAUCAUUAGUGUGUAUAUCAUUUAUGCUCAAGAAUAACUUUAUUAGUGAGAGUAAUGGUUUGAUCAGUGGGAGUGAUCAUUUGAAAAGAUCCAAUAAAGAUACCUCGUUUGAUCAGUGGGAGUGAUCAUUUAGAAAGAUCAUUAAAAGAUGUCCCACCUCAAGAUUGCUCCACUUCAAGGAUAAGACACCUUACCUUGUUAUUAUAAAAUCAAAUAGUUCAAAUUUGUUGAACUAGCUACAAGUUGUGCAACAUAUUUCUGAAAAUGUUGUAACAACAUUAAUAGUUUUUAUUAUAACAAUGACAUUAAGUUUAUGGUGAACUAUCACGAGUUAGAUUCUUCAGCAUUUAUUGGAGUCUUUCGUUUCAUCAAAUUGAUCCUGGGCCAUUAAGAUUUAAAAGGUUCAAGAUUCAAUGUUGAGAGACAUAAAGCAUGCAAAGACUCAUGAUGUUGGUUCAUAUAGAUGAAUCUUGAGGAUUUUUUUGUUUUUAUGAUGAUACAAUAUUUUUGUUGUUUCAUAAAGUUACAUUAAAAAAUCCUCGGUAUUGCUCUAUGACAUGAAAGUUGGGCUUCCUUCCUUUGUUUUGGAGAUCAUUUAUAAGGUGCAUGUUUAAAGUUCCGUUUAUGGGCUUAGACUCAUGAAUUUGUUAUCUAAGUCGUUGGAAUAUGGACUACUCAAUUAUUAUCUUUGGCUAAGAUUACUAAGAGUAUGAGUGACAGACGUGUCAACUCUGAAAACUUAGCUGUCAGCGAUAAUAUUAAAGAUAAUGAGUUAGUCAUGUAAUAUAUUAGCAUUUUGCUAAUAGUUUCGGAUCCCUACUUAAGGCAUGCUUAUAAGAACUUUAGGGAUCGUACAUGGUACAUGGAACUUAUUAUGUGACUAUAUUGUACGUACAUUUAUAUUGUCACUUCUAUGUAAUAAUUUGGAUGGUUUCUCCUAUGGUUAUGCGCAUAUUUAUUUGAGAAACAUCCCUAAGGUUGGACCAAGAAUAAACGUAGGGUUUAUUCAUAAAGGACCUGAGUUGGGAAUCAAAAUGCAUGUGAUGCAUAGAUGGUAUUACUCACCCUUUAAUUUAGAGGACAUACCACUAUGAUUCAUGUUUUUUGAUCUUCAACAAGGGUUGUGCCAAUACUUGCACCAAGUGAAAAAUUGUAACAUUUUUUCCAUUAAUAUUGUACAAAUAAAGUUGUGCAAGUUUAUUAGGCCAAAUUUAACCAUUGAGGCAAUAAUUAGUUUUGAUAAACUAAUUAUAAUCAAGAAUGAACAUAAUGUUUAUUCAUUAAGUUUUGUUGCCACAUAAAGACAUAAAGUACUUAAAGGAAAAGUUACAUUGUGGUCAUAGUGGAUACUACUCCCAUUGAGAGGAACUAUCUCUAUGGUUACAUUCAUGUUUUCUAUUUCUUUAAAGUUUAUACUUGCACCAAGUGGGAGAAUGUAAACAAUAUUUUCAUUAAGUCACUUUAAAUGUGGUGCAAGUUUAAUGAGCACUUUAUGACUAUUAAGUGGUAGUAUUAAUGUUGUAACGGAAAUAACGUUUUCCGUUACAAAGCCUAUAUUGAUGGCAUAUAAGGCUAUAAAAGUGUAGGUCCUGCCACUGCUCCGGAACACCUGAAAUACACCAUCUAUACUGUCUGGAGAUCAAGUGGGAGACAUUGUUACUAUGCAGAAAUUGCUACUAGAAGAUUUACAAUGCAAUGCACCAAACAUAUCAACUAUGGCUGGAGUUUUUCUUGAUUCCUACGCUUCCGCUACGAGGUUAGAUCAUUACAAGUAUAUGAUUAUAUAUUUAUUCUAACAUGAUCUUCUUUUUUUUUUUGAAAACCAAAACAAGCUUAAAUUAAAUCAAAGGAAAGAGCAUUACAGAUAAAGGAAGGAGGGUUAGAAAGCUACUCCAUACGUUCAGUCAUAGAAACGGACUCCCUUGCAAGGAGAUGGUUCGAGUCAUCUUAGAUUACCUAGAUGGAGGAUCAAAGACAGAAGAACGCUUCAGCUUCAACUUCUAUAACUCGUCUUCCGCGAGAGAUACUUGUCAAAAUUCUCACCGGUCUGCCUGCAAAAUCUGCUGUACGAUUCAGAUGCAGUUGUAAAUUCUUUUAUUCUUACAUACCGAAGCCACGCUUUGGCUUCAGAAUCGUCGUCGUACUCCCAUCCAGUGUACGUUCCGUAUUAAGUUUAAACUCCUUGAGUUACAAUGAAGAAAGCCAUGGAAGGCUCCAAGCAGACAGUGCCCAAGUUUUAGAUUUACGAGGUUUAAGAUGGGCGGAUUCUACGAGUUCCGCCGAUGGAAAGAUGGUUCUGCUCAACAACAAACUAUGGGGAGACCAAGCUCUCUUCGAUAUUAGUACAGGUCGGCGUAUUUCUGUGCCGUCCGAUAGUAGUUUGUCGUAUGUGAGCAGUGUGUUCACUGUUGAUGUGGUGGCGUUUGACUCGGUUUCCGAAAGGUACAAGGUUUUCAGGUCAUCACCACUGUAUGAGAAUUACAGGUGGGUGUUGAAUCGGUAUUGGGUUUUAACUGUUGAUGUGGAUGAGUCAUGGAGGGAGAUAGAAUUCACUACUGGACACCUCUAUGUUGCCAUGGUCCACAUUAAUGGGAUUAUCUAUUUCAUACCUGAUAUGUCUGAAUGGUCACCUGAUGAUAUAAAUGAAUUGUCAUCAUCACCAAAGAUAGCUGCAAUGGAUGUUGCGACAGAGAGUUUUAUCACGUUUGUACCGUUUCCAUCUGGAUAUCAUCCGUACCCGCAUGGGUAUGUGUUGUGGUGGGUGCCAUGGAUAAUGAAAUUGAAUGGUCGCAUGUCUUUCAUUAACUUUAUUAUUCCUGAUGCAAGAGAAGACGAGAGAAAAAUAGAGAUAUGGACGUGGGAGAGAUCAAUGGAGGAGUGGGAGAAGCAGACUAUCCUUCUUCCAUUGGAGGAGAGUAAGGUGAUCAGUCAAGCUAGUUCUAUGGGAUUUGCUACAAAUAGUAUGGGGGAGAUUGUGUUCUUGCUUCAAAGUAACACGAUGUCUCCAUUGAUUUUAGUUUAUUCGUUUGGAAGAGAUGUUUGGAAAAGGUUUGAGAUAAGUGGAGUUUCUAAUUAUAAGCUUCAUCUAUCAAGUAUGAAAAGUCUUGUGCAUGUUGAGGAUGAGAUUGCAUAUUUUUUGGAAUGAAGAAUUUUGGUUUUUGUUUUUCCUUGAUAGAAGAUCGAGGAUGGAUUUAAGCUUUGGUGUUCUUGUUUUGAUCGAGCACCAAAGCUUUAAUGUUAUUGAAGAGAGUAUAUCAUGAUUGGUAUUCUUAAUGUUAUUAAAGAGAGUAUAUAUUUAGACGAAGUUAACUCCUCCAUAUCAUGAUUGUUUUGCUUAUUUUGACAAUUAUUUGAAGGCUAAAUGUCAUUAUGUAUUACUU
Messenger RNA from Ipomoea nil (Japanese morning glory), 3611 nucleotides. Its product is annotated as putative F-box protein At2g16220. The transcript has 2 exons. Gene Ontology annotation, molecular function: protein binding. NCBI's taxonomy places the organism in Eukaryota, Viridiplantae, Streptophyta, Magnoliopsida, Solanales, Convolvulaceae. The record is from RefSeq and is a predicted model, not a curated record. Bases 2192 to 3376 code for a protein of 394 amino acids.